This is a messenger RNA of Siniperca chuatsi (mandarin fish), 5648 nucleotides long. RefSeq names its product phospholipid phosphatase related 2a (gene plppr2a). The coding region runs from base 306 to 1520 and encodes 404 amino acids. Gene Ontology annotation, molecular function: phosphatidate phosphatase activity. The record is from RefSeq and is a predicted model, not a curated record. Gene Ontology annotation, biological process: signal transduction; phospholipid metabolic process; phospholipid dephosphorylation. Lineage: Eukaryota; Metazoa; Chordata; Actinopteri; Centrarchiformes; Sinipercidae. The transcript is spliced from 11 exons.
UUUCCUGCCUCGCUUGACGUCACUGACCCCUACAGUCACACGUGCGUGGUACAUCGCAGACUCGCUAUUGCUCAAGACCUUUUCUUUUACGAUUUCAAACACCUAAAAAUACAACAGCGCCUACACUCAGGUGUAAUGAAUGUUACCUGAUAGAAUAAAUGUCGCUACGGCGUGUUUUCGUUACCAGUGACGACCUAAUGAUAUCCUCGAGCCAGACACGGGGGAGGAAACUGCUUAGCAAAGGGGCAAACAGGAGGGCAGGAAUACGAGCCCCCACUGCUCUCUUUACGGUUACUUGAACCAGGAUGGCUCUAGACAGAUGGAUGGGCCUGUUGACACUAAUCCACUGUAUGAGAUAUCUGCAAGACCUUGGUGCAAAAGAUUCACUUGCCACACAGACAGAGGAGGAACGAGGAACCAGAACAGGUUCGAGCAGACCUGUCUCCGCGGUGGGAAACGUGCAGAUCAGGAGACAGAGAGCUGGACAGAGGGACGCUCAGAGAAAGAGAGGGAUGGCAGUGGAGGAGAAGCCGGGUGUGAAGAGCAGCAGCUCCAUCGUCCCCUGCUUCCUGUUUGUGGAGCUGGUGAUCAUGGCUGGGACGGUGCUGCUGGCUUACUACUUCGAGUACACAGACACCUUCCCCGUGCACAUCCAGGGCUUCUUCUGCUACGACAAGACCUUCUCUAAGCCCUACCCUGGUCCGGACGACACCAGCAAGAUCCCCCCUGUGCUCAUCUACUCGCUCGUCACAGCCAUCCCCACCCUUACGAUUCUUGUUGGAGAGCUGUGUGCCUUCUUCACGAAGGCAGAGGGAACCCAGGAGAAGACCAUUGUCACUGCAGACUGCUGCUACUUCAACCCCCUACUGAGGCGCAUUAUACGCUUCCUAGGUGUCUAUGCCUUCGGCCUGUUCACCACCACCAUCUUUGCCAAUGCCGGCCAGGUGGUCACAGGAAACCAGACACCUCACUUCCUGUCUGCCUGCCGGCCAAACUACACAGCGUUGGGCUGCCAGUCCACCAUGCAGUACAUCGCAGAGCGCCGUGCCUGCACAGGCAACCCGCUGAUUGUCAUGUCUGCACGUAAAUCCUUCCCAUCCAAGGAUGCAGCGCUCAGCGUCUACUCCGCAGUGUACACAGUGAUGUACGUGACGCUGGUGUUCAAGACCAAAGGCACGCGGCUGACCAAGCCCACCAUCAGCCUCACCCUGCUCUGUCUGGCCAUGCUAGUAGGCGUGGUCAGGGUCGCUGAGUAUCGCAACCACUGGGCUGACAUCCUGGCGGGAUUCUUCACCGGGGGAGCCAUUGCUGUGUUUUUGGUGACUUGUGUGAUUAACAACUUCCAGCAGAUGCAGCCCAGUCCUCCUCCACCACGACCCCAACGCCCCGAGUCUGUGCUGGGCAUGCCAAUGGUGACGCUGCCCUGUGUGGAGAGUCCACUCGAAAAGUUAAGUGGCCCUCAGCAUCCCGCACUCUCCUCCUCCUGCCCACCUUACAACACCUACGUCCAACCAUUCUAACCAACUUUAACUCGUUUCUGCCUGUCGUUGUCACUCCUCACUAUCCCCGUCAUCUGUUGCCUUAUUUCUGUUUUUGCUCUAUGCAUUUGUUUUCUCCUCUUUCCCGCCCCUCAUCCCUGUGCAUUGCUCUUGAUUAUUCUUUUCUUCACUUUUCUCUCUCCUUCGCCUUCUCUCUGCCCCAUCCUCUCUCUUUCUCACUCCUCUCUUUCCCCUGCAGACUCCUCGGGGAUCUCCGUUCACCGAGAUCACAUGACCAUCAGCCCUAUCGGUUCCCCGCCACCCCCGAUGUCCUCAUACCGUCUCGCUCCAUUUCCAGCGAAGUCUAGACCAGUCGGAGCAGCACUCGCCGCACUGCGCCGCCCAUCCGGCUGGGCGGUACACAACGCUGCACCGCUCCUAUUCCACGCAGGUCUAGUCCUCCCGUAAUACAGCCCACACAUAUACACACACACCUCUGUUGCUCUUUCAACCCCCGGGGAACCGAUAGGCAAACUCUUCAAAGACUUUCUCUUUGCUGGACACCCAGUAAAGUAAAGAGCUGAACAUUCAGUACAGAGUCAGGUACAUCUCUUUCUUUUUUCAAUUUGAAUUCUAAUUAAAGACUUUUGUUGUGACUUUUUUUUUGUAUAACCUCAGUCAUAUGAAGCUCACAUUCAUCUUCAGUGGUAUGUUCUGUAAGGGAAAACACAUCAAACUGUGACCACUGAGAUGUCCAUUGCUAUUUUCUAUUUUUUUUUUUUUUACAACAGUAUGAAUGAGUUUUUCACCUGUUUGAAGGAGGCACGUGCUAAAAGCUAAACAUGGCGGUGAACUGACUCCCAGGACACAGCUUUGAUGUCUGCUGUCAGGAGGUUGCUAUGUUGGACCAAAGAAACUCACUGAUGGAUGCGUGUGCUGCUGAGAUUUACCCAUAAAAACAUCCUUUUAGCAAGCCAUACGUACACACACACACGCUCUCUUUUUCUCCCUUGGUCUCUCUCUCUCUCUCACCCUCUCUCCUUAUCUCAUCCCAUUCACACACACACAACCUCACACACACACACUGUAGUCUGAGUAGCAGUGCCCUAGUCAGCUCUGCAUGAGGUUUACUCAGAUCAAAGAAUCCAUUUCAUAUCUCUUGGCAGAAGCACCAGACAAAAGCAAACAGGAUAAAAGAAAUGACAUCUUCACUUGGCUUCUUCUUCAUGUUUUUUCUCUCAGAUGGUUGCAACUUUGCCAAAAACUGAUGUGAAGUACAAACAUAUUUAAUAAGACAAAGCCAAGCUCCCAACUGCAGGUGGCACAACAGUGAGCCAAAUAAAGUGCAUCGCAUUCAGGAGCAAAUAUUUGUUUUUUGUAUUCUUUUGAGACAAGGAGCCUUCAUACAAAACACUUUCUGUGAAGCCAGCAGAAGUUAGUUUUUGGUUUCAUUUCACUCUGGAACGGCAAUCACUCACCCUGAACUGGAGUCAUGUAUUUGUUGUGAUUACUUUCUCAGAUUUUAUUAAUAGAUUUAUUUAUUGACAUGUGUAUAUAUGGUGUGGUUGCCAUAAGCGCUCCAUAUGGCGUGACAGUUUUGCUGAUUUUGAUUUGCACACUCCCUCGAAUCCAUGUUUUUUUAUCCUCCCUCCUCUUCCAGCACAUAUUUUUUUUACAACCUCUGUUUAGCUCUCUUCUCUGUGGCGUUGGUAUCUUGACUAUAAUACCAUCACUGUGCUGUAAAAUGUUUCCCUCUGCUGGACAACACACACACACACACACACACACACACACAUACAGAGAGACACAGAGACACAAGAAUAAUUAACUGUUUUACAGAGCAUACAUAUAUUCAAACAUAUUCAAAAGCACACACAUGCACAAUCACACUUAUAUCCCCUACUGUAGUUGUUACUGUACGUCCGUUCCCCUUAAUCCACUUUCUAACACUGAAACCUGUUUGUAUGAUAUUGUACAUAACUCUUUUUUGUAUUGAGAGUGUGAUUUUUACACCAACACUCAAUGUAGAGAUUGGAGGAAAUCUUGUAUUUAUUAUGAUGAUAGAGAACAGUGUGUAUGAAGGUGCUGAACCACUCUGAACCAACACUGGAUCUGCUGGAAAACACCCAGAUGGCUCACACUUUGAAUCAAACUAUAUGCCCACUGGACCAAGGUUAGACUGGGAGAGUUGUUUACUCAUAGUUUAUAAAAUGCUGUGUGUUCAUUAGGUUAUGAAUUUGAAUCUCUUUUGAAUACUCAUGAGCAAAAAUGGUGGAUGUGAAUCAGUUUUUCCCUCUUUUGUUGUCAAGUCUUCAGACACGUUCAUGGUCUUAUGUUAGCUCAGUGUUAUGUUAGCUAAGUCAAGAAAGCUAGCAUAGGGCAAGCUAACAAAAAUGCAACAUGUUAAAGCAGAAUCAAGUGAUUUGUUUUUGGUAACUUGGGGCAGUGGAACUAGCUGUGAACACAACAUUGACAUAUUAUCACCAUAUAAUGCUGUGGCUAACUUGUUAGCAUACUGUUUCUUAUUUGCAGAAAUGGAGCAACAUUAGUAUUCAUUUGGAGUUGUGUUUCUGGCCACCUGAUGAAUGUAAAUCCAAUAUUCACUCCUGUGUUAACUCUGUUUCUGUUUCCACCAACUCCUGAGAAAAUAUCUGGCUCUUUAGCUGCUAAAUGCUCUACUGUGUCCACCAACUAUUAGCUAACGUUGUCUGUCUGCUGUUGGUGCUGGGCAGCUAGCAUACAGUGGGUAUAUCACAGCUUUUUCACAGCUGCCUGCUGCUGCUGGAAACAAGGUUGAUGAUAGCAUUGCGACUGAACCAAACAGUGAAGUUAAACUAAGCUGAAAGUAAUAAUAAAAAAAUAAAAAUAUUGAUUAGUGCAGCUUUAAGAAUUAGAAUCUAAGUGUGGUUUGGUUGGAAAUCUAGGGAGUCCCCAAAGUCUAGAAAUAUUUGUUUUUUAAAAUCUUGUUAGCACAAGAUAGUCGAAAUGGGCACUUUGCUAACACGUUAACCGUGACAACUUAACAAAGGGAUAAUAUGUCACUGUCUUGUGUAUAGCUUGUUCCGCUGACUACAUCCAUGUUGUAUUUUUAUUGACUUUUACAUUUGCCUGUGCGAGCUAACGUACGAUCGUGAAGAUGUCUGUAGAUUUGACAACAAAGAAGAGAGAAAAUCGUAUUCACGUCCACAAUUUCUUUAAAAACUUGUGCACACAAGAUUAAAAAAAAGAAAAUCAUCUUUUGGGACUUUGGGGGCUCCGUAGAAAUCAAUGAGCCAGGAAGUUCUGUUGUUGUUUUAGUAUUUCUACCGAGCCACGAACAUGUGGUUAUAUGUGCAGUAUAGCCAUCAAGGGUCUGUGCUGAAUUACCCUUACAUAUUAUCCAGUGGAUGUUAACCUCUGUUAAUUAUUAUGUGAGAAAGAUGAAGUAAAGAUUUACUGAGCGUCUUUGAUUUCCCCGUUUGAACAAAAAAAUCAUAAAAACUGUGACAUUUUGGUGGUUAAGAGACCAGAGCACAUAUACCACGUACCUGCAAAGUUGUGAAAUCGAGUCAGCCUCAUGACCUUUGCUGCAUGACAUCCCUUUGUUUUAGAUUUUUCCUCAUUACUUUCCAGUCUUUCAUGUCCUGAUGAAGCAGAAAUGCCUUAAAAUAAUGUUAAUGGGAAAAAAAUGUAACAACAGAAAAUACAUUAAGUACUUUCAAACCAGUGACAAACUAUAAUUUUAAGUGCAAGUGCAAGCUUCUCAUUUGUGCAAAAUCUCAGUAACUCAUCAUAGAUGCAGUCAGUCAGUAUCUGAAUCAGUGUUCAAUGUGUGAGCUCUGCUUUGGUGCAAGAAAUGCAUGAAUGGGAUACGAACAAAUAAACACCAAAAGAAAAACACCCUGCAGAAAGAGCCAGAUUCCCUUCAGGUCAGAAUAUGUUCUCCUCUGGUUCAACUGUCAAUACCGCAGCUUUACUUUUCCUGUAAAGUCUGUAGUUCCUUUAGUCUUUAGUUAAAUCAAAGAACAAACAUGCCACAGCUGACUGGCAUGUGAAUAAAAAGCACCAGUCUCCUUCAGAUCUGUAACUCUGAAGGAGAACACACAUUUCCUUUGAUCCUGUUGCAGCAAACCCUCUGUUUUGUAAAGAUUUGUGUGAUGAGAACAAUAAAUGGAUAUUGCAAUAAGAAAA